UCAACAUUGGCAACCCUAUAAAUGACCCUGACCUUCUGAAUUCUUCCCCUUUGCUACGGGACUUUUGAAGGAGACGGCUGAACGAGCAUUGAACGCCUCGGAAAGUUUGAACCUGUUGAGAGCCUGACUUGCAAAACUCGCUGAAGAAGCAUUUGCUGAAAACGCACUUGCCGAAGAAUCUUGUGGUGGAAGAAGAACUGCCGAAGAUGGUUCCUGGCCAGGAGCAGCACCAGGAGGGUGACCAGCUGGAAGAUGGAUCCCCAGUGUUGGGGGGACAUUCAGACAAUGUCUCUGAAGACCAGGGAAACUCAAGCUGUCGUUCACCUCCAGACUCUGUGGACUGUAUUAUCAGCUCCAGUGAAGUCCAGGUUGGUAAUAACUGCACUAGCAGUGGUAGUGGUAGCUGUACUACCAGCUCCAUUCUGAGAGUGGACCCUGCUUAUGCUGCAUCACAGCUGCUGGAGGUUCUUCCUCCAAAUUUUAAAUACAUUUGUGAAAUAGGGAUGGUUCAGAAGCCUCAAGAGGGAAUUUCUCUCUUGACUUUUCUUGAAUCCACUUGUGGACUUGACAAAUGGGAAGAGCCCAUUUUGAGUCCAGAGGAUUCCAGACCUAUCGGUACCUUGCAACAUCACCAGGUAGGUUUGGAAGGGGACACAACUUCCGUGACUUUUGGCCACCGGAUCGUCAAGAAAGCUACACGGAAGGUGGGUGCUGUGAAGGAGGAUGGUCUUUCACCAAAGAUUAGUUUUGGUACCGUGAUUCCUACCAGCAUUAUAUUCACAUGUGGACUAGAAAAACCAGAAGAGGACUUCAGAUCUAUGGGGAUCUCCCAACAUUUCCAGGUAGGUUUGGAAGAGGAUGCGGCUAAUGUGACAUCUGUGACUGGCAAAAACAGAAAGAGGACAAAGGGCAGUGGUGAUGAAGAGGAGCCCCCUGCCAAGAAGACUAGGGAGAAUCGAGCUGAAGAUGACCUCCCCUCCAAGAGGACCAGCAACAGUGGUGCUGAAGAGGUGCUCCCCGCCAAGAGGACCAGGGACAGUGGUGAUGCUGAAGAGGAGCUCCCCACCAAGAGGACCAGGGACAGUGGUGAUGGUGAAGAGGAGCCCUCUGCAAAAAGGACCAGGGAGAAUCAAGCUGAAGAUGACCUCCCCUCCAAGAGGACCAGCAACAGUGGUGCUGAAGAGGUGCUCCCCGCCAAGAGGACCAGGGGUAGUGGUGAUGGUGAAGAGGAGCCCUCUGCAAAAAGGACCAGGGAGAAUCAAGCUGAAGAUGACCUCCCCUCCAAGAGAUCCAGGGACAGUGGUGAUGCUGAAGAGGAGCUCCCCACCAAGAGGACCAGGGACAGUGGUGAUGGUGAAGAGGAGAUCUCUGCCAAGAGGACCAGGGACAGUGGUGAUGGUGAAGAGGAGAUCCCUGCCAAGAAGACUAGGGACAGUGCUGCUGAAGAUGAGCCCUCUGCCAAAAGGACCAGGGACAGCAAUGAUGAAGAGGAGCCCCCUGCCAAGAAACCCAGUUGGGAGGAGGGCCUUCAAGGCAUUGGCAGAUAUGGUAAAGAAUGGGAGAAUGAGCCCGUUCAGUCAACUCCUGUGUUCAUUGCCUACCAUAAGACAGACCAUGAAGAUCCUAUUCUGUCAUCCCCUGUUCCCAUUUUGUCACCCUGUGACUUCAGUCCUUCAUCUAAAAUGAGAUGUGAGGAUCCCACUCUGUCACCCCCUCCGUUCAGUCCCUUAUCAGUGACAUCCUUGGAGGAUCCCAUUUUGUCACCCUAUGAUUCCAGUCCUUCAUCUAAAAUGGGAUGUGAGGAUCCCAGUCCAUCACCCCCUACGUUCAGUCCCUUAUCAGUGACAUUCUCGGAGGAUCCCAUUUUGUCACCCUGUGAUUUCAGUCCUUCAUCUAAAAUGGGAUAUGAGGAUCCCAGUCCAUCACCCCCUACGUUCAGUCCCUUAUCUAUGACACACUUGGAGCAUCCCAAUUGGUCACCACUCUUCAAUUCUUCCCCAUCAAUGUCAUGGGAGGAUCCCAUUCUGUUUUCCCCUGUCCCUAGUCUUAGUCUCUCACCAUCAACAUACUCCAGAGAACCACUUUGGUCAUCCUCUAACUUCAGUUUCUCGAUGGGGUCUGACGAGGACAUAGAAGAGGAUCCAAUACCUUCAACAUCUGACGGAAUUACAGGAAGAGAGGGUUUCAGAGAGUUGUGGUUUAGACCUCACUACGACUUGUCUAGUGACUCUGAUUAG
This is a messenger RNA of Gambusia affinis (western mosquitofish), 2237 nucleotides long. RefSeq names its product nucleolar protein dao-5-like. NCBI's taxonomy places the organism in Eukaryota, Metazoa, Chordata, Actinopteri, Cyprinodontiformes, Poeciliidae. The record is from RefSeq and is a predicted model, not a curated record. The transcript has 3 exons. The coding region runs from base 207 to 2237 and encodes 676 amino acids.